Funneliformis mosseae is the source of this 1263-nucleotide messenger RNA. The record is from the annotation of a GenBank genome assembly. NCBI's taxonomy places the organism in Eukaryota, Fungi, Glomeromycota, Glomeromycetes, Glomerales, Glomeraceae.
AUGGGAAAUAAUAAUUCGACAAUAGAACAACCUCUCCAAAGGCAAUCAUUGAAAUCAUCACUAAAUGGGAAAAGAAGCAUACGUUAUCCAAAGGGAACCUUCCGCAAUAAAAAAAAUAUAGAAUCACAAAAUAUUAUGAGCUCACAGCAAACGAUACCUUCUUUAACCGUUGAUCCUCGCACUUUACUGAACAAAAUUAAAUCCUUGGAAAAUGAAAAUUCACAUUCUGAUGACGUUCAAGGAUGGGAUUCCUCGGCUACCUUAAACAAUAACACUUUUUCAACAGGAUCAACCUUCACUUUGGCACCCUCCGAUGAAAGGACAUCAUCUCCAUCCUUGGAAACGGAAUCCAUAAUAUCAAUCACCCAAUCAGAGCGUGAGGUGAUCGGGCACUUCACUAAAACUCCUAUUGUUGAAGAACCCGAUUGUUUUGACGAUAAUUCUGAUCAUUCGAUAAACAUACCGAAUUCAUCAUUAUUUUCCAGGGAACAUGACAAUAGCUCAGAAGAGACCGCCACAUUAAAUCCAUCAUUAUUUAACUCGGACGAAUUUUACACCUUGCCGGAGGUUCACGUAAUAUCUUUAUUGCAACGAGAUGACAUCGAGAUGGCUGAAAUUGAGAUAUGGAAUCAAUUGGUCGCGUGGGGGGUUAAGAAUGCCUUACCAAACUCAGCGAAACGAUUAUCCAGAUGGGAUGAGCAGGAUUUCGAUGCAUUAAGGGAAAGAUUAAAGAAUUGCGUAUCCUGGAUAAGGUUCUUUCAAAUCAAACCUCAGGAAUUUGCGGAAUAUGUUUGGCCGUAUAAGCAGAUCCUUCCCAAAUCAAUAAUUGGAAAUUUCUUAAGGCAGCAAAUUACCGGUCACCCUCCAAUUAUAGAAACUCGUCAAAAUCCGCCAAGGAUUCCAUCCGCCGAUAUAGAUUCCACCGUUAUUACCGGCAGACAUGCAUCGAUAUUGGCUAGCUGGAUGCAACAAGAUGAUUCAGUGGCUAAAAUGGGUUCCUUUCUGUUCUCGUUUCAAACUCGUUAUUAUCCUGAAGAAACUGCUGUGAUUAGUCGUAUAAUACCUGAAUGUGUAAAUGAUGCAAUAAAGCAUUCUCGGGAUGGACCCUGUUUUGGUUUAGGCCCGGAUUUAUCGAUUAAUCUAAAUGGUGAAAAGAAUUGUCAAGUGUUUCCGACUUCUUAUCAAAAUCCUAUUAUAAAUUUUGAGGGGAAAUUCGAAUAUGAGGAGGUUGAAGUUUUCAGUGUUAUGAAUAUGGAACAAUAG